AUCACUACAGUCACAGGGGUGAAUUAGCAUCCAAAACCCGAUCUCAGGUCCGGUGUUGCGACGGCGGCGAAUGAAGCUCCCACGCGGCGGCGCUCCGCUCGCACUCUCAGCCUCAGCUGCAACCCAUUUCCGUCGCAGAAGCUUCUGCGCCUCCAAAUUCGACGAUGCUCGCUUUGUCUCCCUCAUUUCCGACAUUGUUCGAGGGAAGCAGAGUUGGAAGGUGGCAUUCAAAGACCCUUCAAUUUCAUCCACAUUGAGACCCCAUCACGUUGAACGAGUCUUGAUCAACACCUUGGACGAUUCCAGGUUAGCUUUCAGCUUCUUCAACUUCCUGGGUUUGCACCAAAAGCUGAAACAUUCCACCACCUCCUUCGCUAUCUUGGUCCAUGCCCUCGUCCCUGAUAGGCAAUUCUGGGCUGCCAAUUCUCUCUUGGACACCCUUCUCGAAAAUGGGUCUGACGCAAAAUCCAAUUUUACCGAGUUUCUAGAAGCUCACAGGAACUGUAAGUUUUCGUCUACCUCGGGUUUCGAUUUCCUAGUUCUGAGAUAUUUGCAUCACACAAGGGUUUUAGAUGCUGUGGUUGUUCUAAAACUCAUGCUUGCUAACAGAUUGUUGCCUGAAACUAGAACAUUGAGUGCCCUCUUGAACGGGCUAUUGAAAAUUAGAAGUUAUAUAUCGGUUUGGGAACUGUUUGAUGAAUCUGUGAAUGCUGGUGUUCAACAUGAUCCUUAUACUUGCUCAGCUGUAAUCCGGAGCCUGUGUGAACUGAAGGAUUUUUUUAGAGCUAAGCAGAAGAUUAAGUGGAUGGAAUCUAAUAGGUUUGAUCUGAAUAUUGUAACUUACAAUGUACUUAUUGAUGGGCUAUGCAAGGGUGGUCGAGUUUCGGAAGCUUUUGAGGUUAAAAGAUCAUUGAGGGAAAAGGGUCUGGAACCAGAUGUGGUUACAUACUGUACACUAGUUCAUGGUUUAUGUAGGGUGCAACAAUUUGGCGCUGGAAUACAGCUUAUGGAUGAAAUGGUUGAAUUGGGAUUUGCGCCAACCGAGGAGGCUAUAUCGAGGUUAGUGGAAGGGUUAAGAAAGCAGAGAAAGAUUGAUGUGGCUUAUGGUUUAGUGGUUAAGCUAGGAAGAUUUGGUUUUCUGCCAAAUUUGUUUGUCUAUAAUAAAUUACUGGACUCUUUGUGCAAAGGUGGAGAUUUGGAUAAGGCAGAGUUCCUUUACAACAAUAUGAGGUUGACGAAGUUGCGGCCCAAUGGUGUUACUUAUUGUAUUCUCAUUGAUUCCUUUUGCUUCAGGGGGAGGUUGGAUGUUGCAAUAUCUUAUUUUGAUAGGAUGAUUGGAGAUGGUAUCAGAGACAUGGUAUAUCCCUACAACUCUUUGAUAAAUGGCCAAUGCAAGUUUGGAGAUAUGAGUGCUGCCGAGUCCCUACUUACUGAGAUGAUUAAUAAGGGGUUAGAGCCAACUGCUGCUACCUUUACACCACUAAUUAGUGGCUACUGCAAAGGCCUAAAGCUACAAAAGGCAUUUGAACUAUAUAAUAAGAUGCUUGAGAAAGGAAUUACUCCGAAUGUUUAUACUUUCACUGCACUUAUUUCUGGGCUUUGCCGCAUGAAUAAGAUGGCUGAAGCAUCCAAACUUUUCGAUGAAUUGGCAGAAAGGAAAAUCAAGCCGACUGAGGUGACAUAUAAUGUUAUGAUUGAAGGUUAUUGCAGGGAUCGCCAAGUCAGCAAAGCCUUUGAAUUGCUUGAAGAUAUGCUCCAGAAGGGCCUUCUUCCAGACACGUAUACCUAUAGAGCUCUUAUCAGUGGCCUUUGUUCUACAGGUAGGGUUUCUGAAGCUAAAGAUUUUAUUGAUGGUCUCCACAAGAAGAACCUCAAGUUAAAUGAGAUGUGCUAUAGUGCACUUCUACAUGGUUAUUGCCAGGAAGGAAGAUUGAUCGAGGCAAUGAGUGCUUCUUGUGAAAUGAUUCAGAGAGGAGUCAACAUGGAUCUGGUUUGCCAUGCCAUUCUUAUUGAUGGUGCUCUAAAGCAGCCAGACAAGAAAAUGUUAUUUGGUCUCUUUAAAGAGAUGCAUGAUCAAGGACUGAGACCUGAUAAUGUAGUAUAUACCAGUAUGAUUGAUGCAUACAGCAAAGAAGGAUUGUUUAAGAAAGCUUUUGGAUGUUGGGAUUUAAUGGUUACUGACGAAUGCUCUCCUAAUGUUGUGACCUAUACUGCAUUGAUGAAUGGUUUAUGCAAAGCAGGUGAAAUAGACAGAGCAGGACUUCUUUUCAAGAAAAUGCUGACUGCAAAUGUCCCUCCUAAUUCAAUUGCAUAUGGCUGUUUUCUUGAUUCUCUUGCGAAGGACGGAAACAUGAAGGAAGCUUUAGAGCUUCAUAAUGCAAUGCUUAAGGGGCUUUUAGCAAACACUGCUACAUACAACAUUCUUAUCCGUGGCUUCUGCAAAUUGGGUAGAUUUCUUGAAGCCACAAAAGUUCUCUCUGAAAUGACUGAGAAUGGUAUUUUCCCUGACUGUAUUACCUAUUCAACUUUAAUUUACGAGUAUUGCAGAAUUGGCAAUGUGGAAGCAGCAGUUAAAUUGUGGCAUACCAUGCUGAAUAAAGGUCUUGAGCCGGAUUCGGUUGCAUAUAACUUGAUAAUAUAUGGUUGUUGUGUAAAUGGAGAGCUCGAUAAGGCAUUUGAAUUGCGUGAUGACAUGUUGAGGAGAGGGAUGAAGCCAAGACAAAAUUUACACGCGGUGCAGAAAGGGCAAUAGAGGAGCAGCAGUUAAAUUGUGGUAUAACAUGCUCUGAACAAAGGUCUAGAACCUGAUUUGGUUGAAUUGGACUUUCUAAUAUAUGGCGGUUGUGUUAAUGGAGAGCACAAUAAGGCAUUUGAGUUGUUUGAUGACAUGUUGAGAAGAGGGGUAAAGCCAAGGGAAAAUAAAUAGAGGCUGAUGCUUAAUGUUGAAGGUGGUAGUGUCAUCCAAACUCGAAGCACCUGGUAAAAGAGGAAAAGGAGAACAUUACCGAGGUAGCAUUACCAAAAGGAGAACUGGAGAAGGAACCUGUCAAACUGAAAUGGAAGGAAAAAAUUGAUAUUACAGAUAGGUAACUAAAGUUUAAGCAAUGACACUUCACAACAUGAGUUACAUGAAACUGUAAAUUUCGAUUGGAGCUAGUAGCAAGGUAAGGAAAUUCUUAUGUUUAGUUACUACAAUUUUCAAUUGGCAGAUGAACCCAGAUGAUGAUGAUGAGCCUAUCACUGACAGGACCAUUUUUGUUGGGGCUGGUAGAGAAACCAUGGGGUUACCUUUGUAAAUAAUCUUUAGAUGACGGUAAUGAUGAUGAUGAUGAAAACUUUUUCUUUGGACUCCUCCCUGACAAAAACUAGAAUCAUGAAUUCAUUUAAUGUGAAGCAUUCUUGUGACUCUGGGUUCGGUGUCCAAAAUUUAUAUAUUCAUGGCUGGUUUUGCAAGUUAUGUGAAAUUUUGUUCGGCCAUCAAUAAUACAUAUUGGAUAUGCCAUAAAAUAUGAUGAAAUCAUUGUCAUAGUUGAUAUUCAAGUAUAUGGUUAUGGUUUGUAGUCAUCCUCGAAGUGUUCUCUUGUGCCAUUGACAACUUCCAUACUUGGUGUGCAUAUCAGUUGUCUCUGUAAAGCCUAAAAAGAUCUCUCUUUAUUUGU
Lotus japonicus is the source of this 3659-nucleotide messenger RNA. RefSeq names its product putative pentatricopeptide repeat-containing protein At5g59900. NCBI's taxonomy places the organism in Eukaryota, Viridiplantae, Streptophyta, Magnoliopsida, Fabales, Fabaceae. The record is from RefSeq and is a predicted model, not a curated record. Gene Ontology annotation, molecular function: protein binding. The transcript is spliced from 2 exons. Bases 71 to 2752 code for a protein of 893 amino acids.